Racocetra persica is the source of this 188-nucleotide messenger RNA. Lineage: Eukaryota; Fungi; Glomeromycota; Glomeromycetes; Diversisporales; Gigasporaceae. The record is from the annotation of a GenBank genome assembly.
UUGAUAUUCGUGCAGGUUAUGGAACUCGCCUUCAGAGAGACAUAAGUCAGGAUACUAGUCAAAAAUAUUUAGAUAUUCUUGGGAUUCCAAAAGCCUUAUUACCAAUAGGAGGUCAAGAUGCUUUAAUUACGCAUUGGUUUCAAAUAUUUAAAACCGCUAAUAUUGACAUUGCUUCCUCUGUUUACGUG